UAUAUCAAAUCGACAUAUGAAUGAAAGCUAUCAUUGUUAAUAAACAAAACGUCAUCGAUAUAUCUAAAAGUCGAAUUGAAGGUCACAGCGAGAGAUUUUUUCUUCUCACGUAGAAGUUUUUGAAUAAAUUUUGCUUCAUAUGAAUAUAAAAACAGGUCAGCUAACAAAGGAGCACAAUUCGUGCCCAUGGGAAUUCCAACAGACUGUUGGAAGACCUGAUCACCAAAGACCACGAAGAUAUUGUCAAUGAGGAACUCUAGCAUAUUUUUUAUUUCAACUUCAGAGUACUUGUGCGUGGAAUCAGAGUGGUGUUUAACAAAAAUACUGACCAAAAUAUGGAAAUUGAGGAAAACAAGGAGGAAGGGUAUGUCAAUCCUGCAUAUGAUACCACAGUCACAAAUGAGGAAAUACGGUCUACUACAGAUGAAGAUAAGAAGGACAGACUUCACUGGGAUACUAUACAGCAGACACCGACAAAAACAACAAUCGAGGACUUGCUUUCAGACACAUGGGAGAAAACGGAGAAAAUAAUCAGAAUAGUCUUUGGAGUCAUCCUCUUUAUACUAACGCUAACUUCUGUCAUGUUUACACGCGUACUUUUUCACUUCGAGUUAUGGAAACUUCAAUCUUCGGUUGAUUCAUCUUUAGGAAGUCUCAUGGGAUUAAUGAAUGUUUCAUUUCCUAAUCGAACUGGUUGUAAUGGAAUUCAAAACAUUGCUUCGAAAAACGAUACAGAUGACGAAGAUUGUGUACGAGCCAUGGAUGUCCACGUGAUUUGGUCUUUAUUUUGCAUAAUUGUGGUGCCUUACACAGUAACGGUGAUAUACAAUUUAUGGAAUUUGGAUUUUGGAAACCUUCAGAAAAUGAGGAUUAGUUAUCUAUUAACGAGUGUGGUAAUGGAGACUCUUCAUUCUUGUGGCCUGGUUAUCUUGGUAUUCAGUGUUCUUCCGCUAUUUGAUCCAUUUACGGCUUGUAUUGUCUGCAUGUCGUUUGCCGUUGUUCCAGUAUUCGGCAACCAUGACUGUUCCACAGCCAUGAAGGAUCUUGUUCCGAAAAGUCUAUCAGCAUUUUUCGUUGUUUGUGGUAUUGCGUUAACGGCCGUUUACAUUUUCAAAUCUACAAACAACUACCAGAUCAUUUUACCUCUGUAUGUCCUUUCUUCGAUGCUGAUAUCCGUGUCGUUCUGGGAAAAUUACUUUACAAAUAGAAAAAGACAAGAAACUGAACAUAAUCAGAUUAAAUCAGUCCGAUCGGAAAUGUGUGUCAUUUAUUCAUGGAAGUCCGUGUUCACAUUAUGUGCAUUGCUUGUUGUUGUUGCAGCUCAAUGUGAAGAAAAUUCAAAUAGCUGCAUUGAAUCGGUAUUUUUCAAACGAAAUAGGUCUUUGUUUAAAACAUUUGAUGGUAGUGAAGUGUAUUUGACAAGUGUACCAAAGAACCAUUUUUGCACCGUAAAUGAGGAGAUUUUAUUGACUGCAGUAUGUCUACUUUUAGGGUUUUUUAGUUAUUGGUUAUCUGGGGUCGCCUGCAGAACCUCGUUUCAGCGAUGGGUUUUCUCUACUUCAAACACACUUUCUUUACUUAUAACUCCAUUACUAAUAUUCAGUUUGCUAUAUAGCGACACGCUUCCGGUUUUUAUUUGCCCGUCUUAUUUGUCAGAAAUUAUUAUCAAUCCUAGCUGGAGUGUUCCGUUAAAUUUGGGUUACAUUUGUGGUGCAACAGUUUCCUUUCUACUAGCGACUUCAAUCGUUUCUAGGCAUAUUUGGAAAACAGAUGGAAAUCGUCUGCAGGUUUUUUCAGAGUGUUUCCUUGGACCGGUGUAUACGGCGAUGUUCCCCGACUCUUCUUUGCUGUUUAACUUACAUUAUACGAAGAAGAAAGAUGACUACCCCCCGGAAGAAGAGGGAAAGGUGAAACCAGUAGUGCCAUUUAUCUACAUGUGCGCAACAAUGUGGCAUGAAACGGAAGAAGAAAUGACGCAGAUAGUUAAAUCUAUCUUCCGAGCUGACAUAGAUGAAUGGGCGCAUUUGCAGGCUGCUGCAUCAUCUAAGGAUGAUAAAAUCAUAAAUGUUAGCGUUAGGGAUGCAUACGAAUUUGAAGGCAAGUAUUGUAGUUUGUUUGGUUCCACUCAUUAUAACUCAAGGCACAUCUGUAAACAAGGUUUCUUAUUUUACUCUUCAGCACAAAUUUUCUUCGAUGAUGCAUUUCAGUCUGGUAAAGAUGAAAGUGUAAACCUUUUCGUCAAACAGCUUGUUCGAGUCGUUAACAAUGUCGCUAGCGAUUUGUUUACAAAGCCUCUGGGUUGCCCAUUGUCGAUAAAGAGCCCAUACGGUGGACAAAUACGAUGGACCCUUCCUUGCGGAAACAGACUGGUUGUUCAUUUAAAAAAUAAAGACAAGAUUCGUCAUAGGAAAAGAUGGAGCCAGGUAAUGUACAUGUACUAUAUCCUGGGGUAUAUGUAUGCCGGGAGGUUGGAGGUUGACGAGGAAUUUCGUGAAAAGCGUCAUGCAGUUCUUUCCAACACCUACAUUCUUGCUUUGGAUGGAGACACAGACUUCAUGCCACGCGCACUACAUCUUCUCCUUGAUAGAAUGAAGAGAGAUCCAGCAGUUGGAGCUGCAUGUGGAAGAAUACAUCCGAUUGGAAACGGUCCCAUGGUAUGGUAUCAGAAGUUUGAGUAUGCUGCAAGUCACUGGCUUCAAAAAGCAACAGAGCAUGUAAUUGGCAGUGUGUUUUGUUCCCCAGGAUGUUUUAGUCUAAUGAGGGCUUCCGCGCUUAGAGAAAGCGGGGUAAUGGCUGCUUAUACACAACUUCCUACAGAACCACACCAUUACAUACAAUACGACCAGGGUGAGGAUAGAUGGCUUUGCACACUUUUGCUAAAGAAAGGUUACAAAGUUGAAUAUUGUGCGGCAUCUGAUGCAUUUACAUACGCCCCCGAGGGAUUUUACGAGUUUUACAAGCAACGUCGUCGGUGGAUUCCUUCCACAAUGGCUAACAUUCUUGAUCUUUUGAAAGAUUAUAAAAGUCUGACAAAGAGGUCCACAGUUUCUUCUCUUUACAUAUUCUACCAAAUGUGCUUAUUUGCCUCCGCCAUUCUGACUCCUGGAACUAUUUUCCUGUUGAUACUGGGCGCUUUCAUAACUGCAUUUCCAAAUAUUGAACCAUGGGAAGCAUUGCUUGUUAAUUUAAUACCCGUUGUUUUCGUGAUGAUCGCAUGCUUUGUGGCUAAGGAUGAUACACAGCUCCUGAUAGCAUCUACAUUCUCUCUCAUCUACAGUAUAGCCAUGGUAGUGGUACUUGUGGGAUUACUAAAGGAAAGCAUUGAAGCCGGGUUUUGUUCCGUUACUACAUGGUUUCUUUUAUUUGUUAUUGGCGUUUUUCUUGUAUCUGCGAUUCUGCAUCCAAAGGAAUGUUCCUGCAUACUACACGGCGUCUUGUACUUCCUUUGUGUUCCAUCCACUUCAAUGCUCCUCGUCCUGUACUCACUCGGAAACCUUCAUGUGAUAUCAUGGGGAACACGUGAAAAUCCUUCAUCGAUCCAUCAUGAAAAAGCACCCCAAAAAGAAAAUGGCUUCAUAAAUGUCUGUGGAAAAUUUCUAAGGUGUUUCCAAGGUUUGGAUUUGCACUCAACAAAAGAGAAAAGUGAAAUAGAUAUCAAAACGGCAAUGGAAACUACUUUAAGCGAGGAAUCAAAGACUGACAAUACCAAAUCAAGCGUCUCUAUACAUUGGCAAGAUGACACUGAUUUGAAGUUGGGACAACGGAAAGAGUUAACUCCAGCGGAACGGAAAUUUUGGAGUGAACUCAUAGCAAAUUACCUCAAUCCUCUGGAAAAUGAUGAAAACAUGCAAAACCAAACGAAACAGAAACUUCUGGAUCUGCGAAAUAAAACCUGCCUCUUCUUCUUUGUUGUCAACGCUCUGUUUGUCACCCUGGUGUAUACUCUAACACAGGUCAAUGCCUACAGAGGGUCUCUUCAGGUCAUAUUACCCUGUACAUCGAAGUCUGGUGGAUCGGCAUCUAUCGAACCAAUAUCAGUGACAUUUACAAUUGUAUUUGGAAUUUUGCUUCUCGUACAGUUUUUUUGUAUGUUACUGCAUCAGUUUGAUACACUUUGCCACGUUGUCGCAACCACUGAAAUUAACGGAAGACUGAAAGUUAAGGAUCUAGCACGUGACGUUAAAGAAUGCAUAUUGCAGGGGACGCAAAUGUAUGUUGAAAAACGAAAACGACAGCAAGCACAAGUUUAUCCCAUAGAUGAAACUGCUUUCAACAUUGAAAAUAUUUACAAAGAUGGCCGAAUAAGUUUAAUGCAAAGAAAUAAUUCCGAUGAGGUUGAUGCACACCGUGUAUCUAAGUAUUACACAUCGACGAAAUAUCGCCGUACAAGAAAUCUUAAUCUACUACCAGAUGGCGAACAGAGAAUGCAAUACGUGAGUUUUUCUCCACCGAAACUACCAUACGAAGCCGAGGCCGAAGAUUCAUCUAUUCCCAAGAAAUCCAGAACAAUGAGUGUCACCUCACUGACAGACGUUGUAACAGAAUCUGAAAAACUGUAACAAUUUAGAUUUGUGUUUCCUAUGGCUAUACACAAUACAUUAUGCCUUCAGA
This is a messenger RNA of Ostrea edulis (European flat oyster), 4611 nucleotides long. RefSeq names its product chitin synthase chs-2-like. Bases 336 to 4559 code for a protein of 1407 amino acids. Gene Ontology annotation, cellular component: cell periphery; cell septum. The transcript has 15 exons. Lineage: Eukaryota; Metazoa; Mollusca; Bivalvia; Ostreida; Ostreidae. The record is from RefSeq and is a predicted model, not a curated record. Gene Ontology annotation, molecular function: chitin synthase activity.